Messenger RNA from Neltuma alba, 540 nucleotides. RefSeq lists its product as uncharacterized. The record is from RefSeq and is a predicted model, not a curated record. NCBI's taxonomy places the organism in Eukaryota, Viridiplantae, Streptophyta, Magnoliopsida, Fabales, Fabaceae. The transcript is spliced from 7 exons. Bases 85 to 540 code for a protein of 151 amino acids.
CAUUCUGAUGUUUGUGAUAAGUCUCAUCCGCAUUCAAGCUCUUCAUUUGAAUGUGUUGACGGCGGGGAAAACAAGGAAGCAGGUAUGGUUCAAAAUGAAUCUAUCUCGAAUGUUGAAAUAAGUAACCCAGCACAAAGGGAACAAGAGUCGUCACAUUCUAAAGAUUCACAACCAACAAGAGCAAUGCCAGCAACACUUUUUGUUGAUAUUUCCAAAGAAGAAUCCUCGAAGAUUGUUGGAGUAAGAGCUGAAGAUGGUGCUUCAAUAUUAGAGACCCCACAUCCAAGUUCGUUAACUUCUAAACAGGGACCUAUUCCUGUGAGUCCCAAUCCCACUAUUCUCCCCAGAAGCCCAGGUACAACUGCCAAAAUUUUUGAAGAGGAAGAGAAAGGUGACCCCUUUGUGCCACCAGCGCCAAUUAUUUCAAGUGAGCAGCAAGCUAAUGAGACAAUAAGUCCUAUACCAUCAAAAGCUCUAAUGAGUCCUAAGCAAACCCCCAUGCGCACUCCCUCUGAGACUUCUUAUAAUGUCAUAUUCUAA